This is a messenger RNA of Malania oleifera, 1687 nucleotides long. RefSeq names its product 1-acyl-sn-glycerol-3-phosphate acyltransferase-like. The record is from RefSeq and is a predicted model, not a curated record. Gene Ontology annotation, molecular function: 1-acylglycerol-3-phosphate O-acyltransferase activity. Gene Ontology annotation, cellular component: endoplasmic reticulum; membrane. Gene Ontology annotation, biological process: phosphatidic acid biosynthetic process. The transcript has 6 exons. Bases 467 to 1465 code for a protein of 332 amino acids. Lineage: Eukaryota; Viridiplantae; Streptophyta; Magnoliopsida; Santalales; Ximeniaceae.
AACUCUCUCUCGGCUUUCGUGAGUCUUCUCCCGGAAUUUUCCCGAGAGAGCUCGCCACUUGCCCUAUCGUAAGUUGAAGCACUUCGUCUGGGAAAACCGGGUUUGUUGCAGCGAGUUGCAUUCAUUGUUUGAUGAGUUUUCCGUAAGGUCUGCUCUUUCGUAAGUUAAGAACUCCUUCUGUGAAAAUUGGGUUUGUUGCAACGAGUUGCAUUAAUUGUUUGAUUGAAUUUUCCGUAAGGUCUGUUUGGUGGCUGAGAGAAGCGAUCAACUGGGUGGAAUUUAAACAAUUAAUAAAAAACUUGAGUUUCCCUGAUUUCGUCCUGCGUUUUGCUACUGCACGCGAGUUUCCAAAACGGCACUAAAUGGAAGCGGUCGUAGCGUCUGAGAAUUAAAUGUGACAUUGAAUGUGUGUUUUCGUUUUCUUUGAUUCGAAAACAAUGAUCAAAGAAAUAAAAAUAUCCACGUUAUGGUUUUGAUAUCGAAAAACAGCUCUUUAUUUCUUCAAAACUGUUCCAUCUGCUUCGCGAGGAACAGAGUGUGUGCUUGGAUUGGAACAGGUAUGGGUAACACUGGAGACGCUUCCUUCUUAAGGAACAGGAGGCUGGACAGCUUCCUCACCGCAGACUCUGUUCCAAACGCGAGAGAAUCAUCAAAAGCUGAUCAACUGAAGGAAGAGACGGCGCCGAAGCAGCGGAGCCCUGAAUCGUACGAGGAUGACGAUGGCUGGGCGGCUGUGAUUAUAUCAUGCGUGAGGAUCGUAACGUGUUUUGUGACGAUGAUGGUGACGACAUUCCUGUGGGCGUUGAUCAUGGUGGUGCUGAUACCAUGGCCGUAUCAGAGGAUUAGGCAGGGAAAUGUUUAUGGGCACGUCACUGGCAAAUUGAUGAUGUGGAUUUUGGGGAAUCCUAUAAGGAUUGAAGGUGCUGAAUUCUCUAAUGAAAGGGCCAUCUAUGUCAGCAACCAUGCAUCUCCUAUUGAUAUAUUCCUUAUGAUGUGGUUGACUCCCACUGGUUCUGUUGGCAUUGCAAAGAAAGAGAUCAUAUGGUACCCCCUUUUUGGACAGCUUUAUAUUUUGGCAAACCAUCUUCGUAUAGAUCGCUCGAACCCAAAUGCAGCAAUUGAAUCCAUGAAAGAGGCAGCUUCUGCAGUAGUCAAGAACAAUCUAUCACUGAUCAUUUUCCCAGAGGGCACCAGGUCCAAAAAUGGAAGACUGCUCCCUUUCAAGAAGGGCUUUGUUCAUUUGGCAUUACAGUCGCGCCUUCCAAUAGUUCCAGUGGUCUUGACGGGGACUCACCGAGCCUGGAGAAAGGGCAGCUUACACAUUCGGCCAGCGCCGUUAACUGUCUCGUAUCUUCCUCCGAUACGAACCGAUGAUUGGACAGCUGACAAGAUUGAGGACUAUGUAGGAAUGGUACAUGAAAUAUAUGUCAAACAACUCCCUGAGUCUCAAAGGCCUCUUGUGUGAUCACAAGUCUAUACAUAUAUAUAGUUGAAGGCAUCUCUCCUGUAUGUUCUUGCUUGAUGGCUGGGCUUCCAUAGCGAAAUGGACCAAAAUGGUUCAGCUCUGAGGCAUGCAGCAUAUCAUGUUAAGAGCUAUGAGGAACAUGCUGAUGCUAAAAUUGAAAGGGAAUAAAAAUUGAAAUGGAAAGUAUGAUGAAAUUAAUUAAUAAACUCGAUUUCAUCUUCC